UUUUCACAUAGAAAAUGUUGAAGUUGUCAGAAAAUAAACAUUAGAGAAAAACAGUGAAGGGUCUUGAAAAACUCUGGACGAAAAUGACCAGACACGCCAGGAAUUGCACAGCAGGAGCCGUCUACACCUAUCACGAAAAGAGGAAGGACGCCCAAACGUCUGGAUAUGGAACAAACAGUCAGCGACUUGGGAAGGACUCAGUGAAGAACUUCGAUUGCUGUUCUCUCUCCUUGCAGCCUUGUGCAAAUCCCGUAAUCACAAAAGACGGCCACUUGUUCGACAAAGAGGCCAUCCUACAGUACAUGGUCACGAAGAAGGUCGAGUACUGCCGGAAGCUGAAGGAGUACAAGAAGCAGCGCAAGGAUGAGGACGCAGAGAAGGAAGAGAGUGCAGCUUCUGAGCAACGUAAACUCCUUGAAAAGUUCAUCAAGACAGAGACGAAGAUUGUUAGCGAUUCAGUGCUGGAGGGCCCAUCGACGAGCAGCGGUUCCAGAGGAUCUUCCUCAAUCUCCAACAUGGUCAAUGGGAGGGACAAGCAAUUGCCCAGCUUCUGGCUACCUUCACAAGCUCCCACGGCCAAGGCGUUAAAGGUGGCAAAGCCAGACAAGACGAUCUAUUGUCCAGUUUCCGGGCAACCGUUGAAGGCUACGGACUUGAUUGAAGUGAAGUUCACUUUGGUGCAGGAUCCUGACGACAAGAAGUCUCUGAUCGCCAAGGAGAGUCGCUACAUGUGUCCAGUGACUCACGACAUUCUAAGCAACUCAGUUCCGUGUGCAGUUCUUCGUCCGACUGGAGACGUGGUCACGAUGGAGUGCGUGGAGAAGUUCAUCAAGAAGGACAUGAUUCACCCGCUGACAAAUGAGAAACUCACCGAACAGGACAUCAUUCCUCUCCAGCGAGGCGGAACCGGCUAUGCCCAGACAAAUGACAAUCUUGAGGGAAAGGAAAAACGCCCAGCGCUCCAGGCUUAAGACACACUUGAAUUAAAAUCCCUGCACUGCAACGCUCAAA
Phlebotomus argentipes is the source of this 1011-nucleotide messenger RNA. Its product is annotated as nitric oxide synthase-interacting protein homolog. The record is from RefSeq and is a predicted model, not a curated record. The transcript is spliced from 3 exons. The coding region runs from base 84 to 971 and encodes 295 amino acids. NCBI's taxonomy places the organism in Eukaryota, Metazoa, Arthropoda, Insecta, Diptera, Psychodidae. Gene Ontology annotation, cellular component: nucleus. Gene Ontology annotation, molecular function: ubiquitin protein ligase activity.